CCCGGUCACGUGACUCUGCGUGGCGGCGCGACCGCCAUCUUGUGUUGUUGGGACUGAGGCUUCGCUUCGGCUCCGUGGGACUCUCCGUUCGGGACCGUAGGUUAACACUUUAAAAAAAAAAAAGAGGAAUAGAACAGAAAAAAAUGGCAGCAGAAACUCAGACACUUAACUUUGGGCCUGAAUGGCUGCGAGCUCUGUCUAGUGGCGGAAGUGUAACGUCCCCUCCUCUGUCUCCGGCUUUGCCAAAGUAUAAACUUGCAGAUUAUCGCUAUGGAAGAGAAGAAAUGUUGGCACUUUUUCUAAAGGAUAAUAAGAUACCUUCAGAUCUACUGGAUAAGGAGUUUCUGCCUAUUUUACAGGAGGAGCCCCUGCCACCACUGGCACUUGUACCAUUUACAGAAGAAGAACAGAGAAAUUUCUCCAUGUCUGUAAACAGUGCUGCUGUCCUGCGAUUGACGGGACGCGGAGGAGGAACGGUGGUAGGGGCUCCUCGAGGUCGAAGUUCCUCUAGAGGUCGAGGCAGAGGCCGAGGAGAAGGUGGUUUCUACCAAAGAAGUUUUGAUGAAGUAGAGGGUGGAUUUGGGCGAGGAGGGGGCAGGGAAAUGCACAGAUCGCAGAGUUGGGAGGAAAGGGGAGACAGGCGGUUUGAAAAACCAGGGCGAAAAGAUCCAGUGAGACCAAAUUUUGAGGAAGGUGGGACAACAGCAACAGGGAGGAAACAUGAGUUUAUACGCUCUGAGAGCGAAAACUGGCGCAUCUUCAGGGAAGAACAAAAUGGGGAAGAAGAUGAUGGAGGCUGGCGAUUGGCAGGGUCACGAAGGGAUGGUGAGAGGUGGCGCCCUCACAGUCCAGACGGCCCUCGUUCUGCAGGCUGGCGAGAACAUAUGGAGCGACGACGAAGGUUUGAAUUUGAUUUCCGAGAUCGGGAUGAGGAGCGGGGUUAUCGGCGAGUGCGGUGUGGCAGUGGCAGCAUGGAGGAUGACAGCCUCCCAGAAUGGUGCUUAGAAGAUGCAGAAGAAGAAAUGGGAACAUUUGACUCAUCUGGGGCCUUCCUCUCGUUAAAGAAGGUUCAGAAGGAACCAAUUCCUGAAGAACAGGAAAUGGAUUUCCGACCUGUGGAGGAAGGGGAAGAACAUUCAGACUCUGAAGGCAGCCACAAUGAAGAAGCCAAAGAACUUGAAAAGUCAGUCAAGAAGGAGGAUAAAACAGAUAUGGUAGCAGCAGAAGCAGUGGAAGAUACUGUCAAAGAAUCUGUACCAUCCACAAGGUCAGGUACACCACCAAAACCCCAGCCUCAAGAAUCUCUGCAGACCAGCCUGUUUGAAAGGAAGGAAGAAUGUGCCCCAGAGAGGACUGAAAGAGCAGAAGAUAAAGAAAAUAGAACAGAAAACACACCACCAGCCAAAGUGCCUGGUAAAGAAGAUAUGGCUCCUGCUGCCCAGCCUAUGCCCCAGAUUCCUCCAGCUGCACCUUCUCCAAUUCACCAUUCUCCUCCUAUUUCUAAUCCAAGUCCUGCUAUAAGGCCUGUUCAAACAUCUGUCACAGCUGCUCCUGGCAUGAGCAACAUUCCUGCUGAUCCAGAUGAUGAAGAAGGCCUCAAGCACUUAGAGCAGCAAGCAGAGAAAAUGGUGGCAUAUCUGCAGGACAGUCCACUGGAUGAUGAGAGACUGGCAGCAAAACUUCAAGAGCACAGAGCAAAGGGUUCCUCAAUACCAUUGCUCCAUGAAGCCAUGCAGAAGUGGUACUACAAGGAUCCACAAGGAGAAAUUCAGGGUCCCUUCAGUAACCAGGAGAUGGCAGAGUGGUUCCAGGCUGGAUAUUUCACAAUGUCCCUGUUGGUAAAGCGAGCAUGCGAUGAGAGCUUCCAGCCACUUGGAGACAUCAUGAAAAUGUGGGGCAGGGUUCCUUUCACUCCAGGUCCAGCACCACCUCCACAGAUGGGCGAGCUGGACCAGGAGCGACUGACUAGACAGCAAGAACUCUCAGCCUUGUACCAAAUGCAGCACCUGCAGUACCAGCACCUUUUGAUACAACAACAAUAUGCACAGGUGCUGGCACAGCAGCAAAAAGCAGCUCUGUCAUCUCAGCAGCAGCAGCAACUGGCUCUUCUUUUGCAACAGUUCCAGGCCCUGAAGAUGAGAAUAUCGGAACAGAACCUCAUGCCACCUGUAACAAGGUCUGUGUCAGUGCCGGACACUAGCUCGAUUUGGGAGCUUCAGUCAGCAGCCUCACAGCCUACAGUUUGGGAAGGAAGUAGUGUCUGGGACCUCCCCAUUGAUACUGCAGCUCAGGGACCAGCUCUAGAACAGCUUCAGCAGCUUGAGAAGGCCAAAGCUGCAAAGCUAGAGCAGGAGAGGAGAGAAGUGGAGAUAAGAGCCAAACGAGAAGAGGAAGAGAGGAAAAGGCAGGAGGAACUUCGGAGACAACAAGAAGAGCUACUUAGGAGACAGCAGGAGGAAGAAAGGAAACGACGAGAAGAGGAGGAACUGGCUCGUAGAAAGCAGGAGGUGACAAUGAGAGCUGAGAGGGGUGAAGCAGUAGACUUAAUCUGCCUGGACUUCAGGAAGGCUUUUGAUACAAUACUUCAUAAAAGACUAGUAUAUAAGGAAGAAGCCCUGAGAAGACAGAGAGAACAAGAAAUUGCACUAAGACGGCAGCGGGAAGAAGAGGAGAGACAACAGCAGGAGGAAGCACUUAGAAGACUGGAGGAGAGGAGAAGAGAAGAAGAAGAAAGGCGGCAGAGAGAGGAGUUGCUUCGCAAACAGGAAGAGGAGGCUGCCAAAUGGGCCCGUGAAGAGGAGGAGGCCCAGCGUAGACUUGAAGAAAAUCGGCUGCGCAUGGAAGAGGAGGCAGCUAGGUUACGGCUCGAAGAGGAAGAGCGAAAGAGCAAGGAGUUGGAACUUCAGCGCCAGAAGGAAAUAAUGAGACAGAGGCAGCAGCAACAGGAGGCGCUUCGGCGGUUGCAGCAGCAGCAGCAGCAGCAACAACUUGCACAAAUGAAGCUUCCUUCAUCUUCGACAUGGGGUCAGCAAUCAAAUUCAGGAGCAUGUCAGUCCCAGACCACAUUAUCCUUGGCAGAAAUCCAAAAGCUUGAAGAAGAGAGAGAGCGGCAGCUUCGUGAGGAGCAAAGGCGCCAGCAGCGUGAACUAAUGAAAGCCCUCCAGCAACAGCAGCAGCAGCAGAAACUGUCGGGAUGGGGUAAUGUCACCAAACCAACAGGCACUACCAAAUCUCUCCUGGAGAUACAGCAGGAAGAGGCAAGACAGAUGCAGAAGCAACAGCAGCAGCAACAGCAGCACCAGCAGCCAAACAGAGUCCGCAAUACUACGCAGCAUUCUAACCUGCACACCAGCAUUGGGAAUUCAGUGUGGGGCUCUCUAAACACUAAUCCCAGCAACCAGUGGGCAUCUGACUUAGUCAGCAGUAUCUGGAGUAAUGCUGAUUCCAAAAACUCGAACAUGGGAUUCUGGGAUGAUGCAGUGAAGGAAGUGGGACCUCGUAACUCGACCAACAAAAACAAGAGCAAUGCCAGCCUCAGCAAAUCUGUAGGUAUCACAAGCAGACAGAAUAAGAAAGUAGAAGAAGAGGAGAAGCUGUUGAAGUUGUUCCAAGGAGUUAAUAAAGCCCAGGAUGGAUUUACUCAGUGGUGUGAACAGAUGCUUCAUGCACUCAACACAGCCAAUAAUUUAGAUGUUCCCACGUUUGUUUCUUUCCUGAAGGAAGUGGAAUCUCCAUACGAGGUCCAUGAUUACAUCAGAGCCUACCUUGGAGAUACCCCUGAAGCCAAGGAAUUUGCCAAGCAGUUUCUUGAGCGCCGUGCCAAACAGAAAGCCAGUCAGCAACGGCAGCAGCAACAACAGGAUUCAGUGUGGGGAAUGAACCAUAGUGCACUGCAUUCGGUCUUUCAGACCAAUCAAAGCAACAACCAGCAAUCCAACUUUGAGGCUGUGCAGAGCGGGAAGAAGAAGAAGAAACAGAAAAUGGUUCGAGCAGAUCCCAGUUUGUUAGGGUUUUCAGUGAAUGCCUCAUCAGAGCGGCUCAACAUGGGAGAAAUAGAGACUUUGGAAGACUACUGAGCAUGUGCAGAUCGACCGGCUUUUCCUGCAUCUGUUAACCAUGGAUUCUCCGUCUUUGGCUGCAGUUCUUUCUCCACUUUGCAUUCUUCUUUGCCUUGCAGUGAAUCACAGAAUCAAUCAUCUCAGGCUGCUUUUUCCAGUCCCGACAAACCCUUUCCGCCCAGGACUGCACAGUCAUUGGCGUUGCUGUCAGCCUAAGGACAACUUUGUUCUGUCUCCUAAAUGGGUGGGAGAUAGUAUUCAUUCACAACAAGGCUGCUUGUGACCCACAAGCUUUCACUGUGCUGUGAUUUCUUCUGUUGACUUCUCUGGAAAAUCAUUUGGGAUUCUGCAAACGGUAGCUUCCCUCUCCUGGUUAUUCGUACCACAUCCAACUUGUGCAAUCAUGGAGAGAGUUUGUGGUUAACAGAUGUCAGUCAAAACCAAAAUGCCACACAGAUACUGACUUCAGUGCUCCAUCAGGGCAAGCGGUGCUCUCCACAUCCAGGAGUUGCAUUCAUAAGCUAACUUGAGAACUGGCAACAGCAGGAGAGGGUGGUGGUGGGCAGAAUUUAGCUUGGAUUGGUUUGAUGUUGCACACCCCCUGCCAGCCCUUCUCAGCACAUUACUUUUGGAGGGAAAGCUCGAGUCUGUCUUCAGUAGGUGGUGAUGUCAAAGCUACUGGAGUGCUCCCUCCAGCACACUCCAGCCUUCCUGGACAAACGAGGACUCUUAAUCUGGGGAAGGGGAAGUCUCGAUCUCUUUUCUUUCAGGUUGAAUUUACUCCCUUCAGUAGUACCUUCAGAGGGAUAAGACCAGUUUAUCUGGGGCUCUUCUGCCAUGAUUUUGUCUCGUUUCAGAGAUAGCUAGGAUCUUUCCCAUAUGUAUCUUUUGCAUGGGGGUAGAUACUGGUUUCCACAUCUGUAUCCCUAACAGUCUCAGCUAACUACAUAUGGCAGUGAUUCAGCAUUUCAUUACAGCAGCAUUCAAGCUAAGAGGCAGAGACCUGACUUCUGACAGCAACUGAAUUCCUGGGAACCAAGGAAAAAGGAAAGUGAGGUGUGCAGUGGUAACCCUGAUUACCUACCACACCUUCUUACUUAAUAUCCAUCCCUUCAUUUCAGGUCCCAUUUAUGAAUAUUUAUGGAACAUAACUCCCCUUCUCCAAAAGAGAUUUAAAUUAAGAAAAAAUGAGAAACAUCAACAUCAAUCUGAACUUGCCAAAUGCACUUAGCUUCAACAUACAUCCCCUGGUCCCAGCUUCUAUUCCUGGAGGGCUGCAGUAUGCCUGUAGGAGAAAUGCUGCAGUUUUGGUGGAGCUGUAUGAAGGGUGCUGCCCUUCUGUCAUCACUGCCUGAAGAAAGCCACUCGAGUUGCUCAAGAGCAGUUUGGCUUUGGAUUUUAUUUCGUUUGGUUUAUUCAUUUUUUGGGGUCACCCUCCCCUCCUCCUCUCUCUUCCCCCUCUCCCCCAGAUAUGUACAGUAACUAUACAGAGACUGCUGCAGACUUGUAUAUAGUUUUUGGAUCCAGUAGCAUGGAGAGACUUGGAACUGUUGCAAAUCUGGUCUCCCUGUCUCCUUUGCUUUGUAAAUUCAUAAAGGGGGGAAGAGGGGUAGUUAAAAUGUUUACAAAACUUUAAACUCCCUCUGAACUUUUGCCAGUGUGGGGGGAAAAAAGAGAGAACUUAAAUAAAACCUGGUUGUAUUAUAUCUGA
Alligator mississippiensis (American alligator) is the source of this 5769-nucleotide messenger RNA. RefSeq names its product GRB10 interacting GYF protein 2 (gene GIGYF2). The coding region runs from base 144 to 4076 and encodes 1310 amino acids. Gene Ontology annotation, biological process: insulin-like growth factor receptor signaling pathway. NCBI's taxonomy places the organism in Eukaryota, Metazoa, Chordata, Crocodylia, Alligatoridae. Gene Ontology annotation, cellular component: membrane; perikaryon; vesicle. The record is from RefSeq and is a predicted model, not a curated record. Gene Ontology annotation, molecular function: protein binding. The transcript has 29 exons.